Messenger RNA from Formica exsecta, 1431 nucleotides. Its product is annotated as modular serine protease-like. Gene Ontology annotation, biological process: proteolysis. Lineage: Eukaryota; Metazoa; Arthropoda; Insecta; Hymenoptera; Formicidae. The annotation marks the transcript as partial. The record is from RefSeq and is a predicted model, not a curated record. Gene Ontology annotation, cellular component: plasma membrane. The transcript is spliced from 6 exons. Gene Ontology annotation, molecular function: G protein-coupled receptor activity; serine-type endopeptidase activity; protein binding.
UUUUAUAUUUGGCAGAGACAAACCUAUAUAUUCCGCUUUCUAUCAGGAUAUAAAGAUUGUUCGGAUGAAAGUGACGAAAACGCAAUAAUUUGUCACGAGUAUCCAUGUCCUGAAUAUACGUUCCGUUGUUUGUACGGAGGUUGUAUUCAUCAAGAAGUGAUUUGCGACGGCGUCAAAGAUUGCAUCGACGGCACCGACGAAGAUUCAAAUAUGUGCGCGGUUAUUAAUUGCGAAGGUGAAAAAUGCUCACAAUAUAAAUGCCGGGACGAAGAAUUUGCAUGUAAGAAUAAACAACAAUGCCUACCAACAGCUAAAAUAUGCGAUGGUAUUCGACACUGCGCAGAUGCAUCUGAUGAAAGUCCAGAAAUGUGCAAAAUACGUGAAUGUCCUGAAAAUUGGUUUCGAUGCGCCUACGGUGGAUGUAUUCGACCGGAAUUGAAGUGUAAUUCUCGGUUAAAUUGUUACGACUGGAGUGACGAGGACGAGUCUUUGUGCGCGAUAACGUUGCCAGAAGGUGCCUGUCGAUUGCCUGCUGCAAAAGCAGGAACGCAUUAUGACGUGAGCGGAUGUUCAAGAUGCCGACCAGGCGAUAUCGUUCCCGAACUAACAUGGCUCGAUUAUACUUGCGACAUUGAAGGUUCUUUGCAAGGUGCCAAUAGAAUUUUUUGUCAGAAUAACCGGUGGUUUCCCAGCGUUCCAAAUUGUGCUCUCAAAAACGAAAUAGAAGGAAUAACAUGCCCAGCUCCGUCUGAAGCAUACGGUGCGAUUAAACGAUGUGAAGCAAUGUGGGGUUCUCACAAAGGAUGGUUGCCUUGCGAUCGAGCCCUCCCAGUCGGCACACGGGUUUUCCUUGAAUGUCCGGCAUUCUAUGAGCGUCGCAAAGGAUCCGCUAGCGUUAUGUGUCUUCACGACGGCACGUGGAGUCAACCACUCUUGAAUUGUGUUCCUAUCUGCGGAAUAAGGGACUUUACAGGUUUGAAAUACUUAUUGUUAGCGGCACCAUUGAUCGUAAGGGGAUGGCGCGUUGAGAAAGAAGAGACACUACCGUGGCAAGCUACCCUCUUCUCGCACGAAAAUGGUCAAUGGAGAUUUUUUUGCGGUGGCACGUUGAUAGCAGAACGCAUUGUGUUAACUGCCGGCCACUGCGUUUGGAAGACUUCGGCAGAUACAGUACGCGUCGCCUUCGGAAUCCUCUCGAGUGAUUUAAAUCAAGCAGGAAAAAACGCGCAGGUGAUCGACAUAGAAAGCAUCGAAUUGCAGAGUGCGUAUCAAGAUCACGAGAGUAACUAUGGUUCAGAUAUCGCAUUGCUGAUCUUGAAGGAAGCUGUGAUCAUUAACUCGGUUGUUAAACCCGUUUGCAUUCCUUGGCACUCAGACGCGACAUUGAUAGAAUAUCAGGAAACCGGUAAAUUUGGAUUGGUAGCUGCAUAA